ACCUGCCAAGUUUGACAUGGGGUCAAGCACAAUGGUGAAGUAGAAUCAAUUGUCAACACAAUUAUUAAUUCACAAUGGACGAUUCCUGGGUCCUGAGGAAAAGAGGAUAUACAUUGGGCAUCAGUCUGGGUGAGGGGUCAUAUGCAAAAGUCAAAUCGGCUUAUUCUGAGCGUUUGAAGACGAAUGUUGCCAUCAAAAUUAUCAACAAAAAGAAGGCUCCGUCUGAUUUCUUGGCGAAAUUCUUACCUCGGGAACUAGAGAUCCUUGCGUCUCUGGACCACUGCAACAUUGUCAAAACCUUCGAGAUCUUUGAUACUUGCCAUGGGAAAGUGUACAUGAUUAUGGAGCUUGGUGUGCAGGGGGACCUGUUGGAGUUAAUCAAAUUUAGAGGCAGUCUACCUGAAGAUUUCUGCAAGAAACUAUUCCGACAGCUGUCACAGGCGAUCAAGUUCCUGCACGACCUAGAUGUUGUCCACAGAGACCUGAAAUGUGAAAACCUACUGUUGGACAAGAACUUCAACCUCAAAGUUUCUGACUUUGGUUUCAGCAGGAGGCUCGGUUACGACGGGGAUGGACGAAUGGUUCUGAGCGAAACUUUUUGCGGCUCUGCGGCAUACGCUGCCCCGGAGGUACUAGAGGGAACCCCAUACAACCCCAAGGUCUGUGACGUCUGGAGUAUGGGAGUCGUUCUGUUCGUCAUGGUCUGUGGGUCUAUGCCCUUCGACGACUCUAACAUGAAGAAGAUGUUGAGGAUUCAGAAGGAGCACCGCGUUGUAGUACCACGCAGCCAAACCGUCCCGGCAGAGUGCAUAGACCUAAUAUCUCGGUUGCUUAACCCGGACGUGGCCAGGCGAAUAGAGAUCAAUGAUAUCAUUGAGCACCAAUGGUUGCAGGACAAAUGCAAAGCACAAGGAAGUAAGAAACCAUCGGAUUUACCCUCUACAUCUAAAGGAGCCGUUUAGGCAGGUACGAUACCUCAGCGGCUUCAUGAUGCAAAAAUUACGACUAGGUCUAAACGUAAAAUAAAGAUAUUACAUCUUUGUGAACAUCGAGGACCAACAUCUUGACAAUGUUCUGUUCAAACUGGAAACUGGUUCAGGUGUUGGGAUAGAAGGGUAUAACUUGGCAACAUUUAAAGACCAUUUUAAUGGAAAAUGCAUAGAACAAUGAGAAAACCAACUUGAUUAAGGGCUGUAUUUACAAAACUAAAUAUUGUGCGAAA
Messenger RNA from Osmerus eperlanus (European smelt), 1222 nucleotides. Its product is annotated as testis-specific serine/threonine-protein kinase 1-like. Gene Ontology annotation, biological process: protein phosphorylation; intracellular signal transduction. The transcript has a single exon. Bases 75 to 962 code for a protein of 295 amino acids. The record is from RefSeq and is a predicted model, not a curated record. Lineage: Eukaryota; Metazoa; Chordata; Actinopteri; Osmeriformes; Osmeridae. Gene Ontology annotation, molecular function: ATP binding; protein serine/threonine kinase activity. Gene Ontology annotation, cellular component: cytoplasm.